Messenger RNA from Psylliodes chrysocephalus, 1852 nucleotides. NCBI's taxonomy places the organism in Eukaryota, Metazoa, Arthropoda, Insecta, Coleoptera, Chrysomelidae. The record is from the annotation of a GenBank genome assembly.
GUUUUUUAUUUUUCUAUAAUUUUAACCUAACUUUUUAAUCAGGUGAAAGGUUAACACGCGUGUUUUAUUUACAAGAAAUUUUAAAAAUGGGCAAAAAGAGACGAGGGCGUUCCGUUAAAAAAAACUUAAAUCAAAAUAUCGAAUCUAAUGAUCUUGUUCAAGCACCACAUUCCUUUGUUAUUCAUCGAGGAAUAUCAGGAGGAAAUACUUUAGAGUUGACUAAAGAUUUUAGGAAAGUUAUGGAACCGUUUACAGCAAAAGACUUAAAAGAAAGAAAGAAAAAUACUAUUAAGGACUUUGUUUCAAUUGCUGGUCCAUUACAUGUGUCCCAUUUAUCAAUUUUUUCACGAACAGAUCUAGGAAUGUAUUUAAAAAUAAUGCGAUUACCUAGAGGACCUACUUUAACUUUUAAAAUACACAAUUUUGCUUUAGCUAGGGAUGUUAUAUCUUCUCUAAAAAAACAAAGAGUGGUUGAUGCAGCUUUUAAGCAUUCCCCUUUAAUCGUUUUAAACAGUUUUAGUGGUGAGGGAUUACACUUUAAAAUGAUGGCUACUAUGUUGCAAAACAUGUUUCCAACCAUAAAUUUGCCAAAAGUUGAUUUGAACACAAUUCGAAGAUGUGUUUUAUUAAAUUAUAAUCCUACUACUAAAUUAAUAGAUUUUAGACAUUAUAAUAUUAAAAUUGCUCCUGUUGGUGUAUCUAGGGGUGUCAAAAAAGUAGUGCAAGGAAAAGUUCCUAAUCUAGCUAACUGUAAUGAUAUUACAGAAUUUUUUACAAGGGCAGGCAUGAUGUCUGAGAGCGAAGCUGAAGAUGAUCCACAAAAUCAUGUGGUUUUAGCACAAAAAAUAGCAUCUAGAGGAAAUGUGGAAUCUGGGAAAUCUGCUAUAAGGCUAAGUGAAUUAGGUCCAAGACUAACUUUACAGUUGAUAAAAAUUGAAGAUGGUCUUCUAGAUGGAGAAGUUCUAUACCAUGAGUUGAUACAUAAAACUGAAGGAGAAAAAGAAGAAAUAGAAAUAAAAAGAGAACAAAAAAGAAAAUUAAAAGAAAAGAGGAAGAAAACACAAGAAGCUAAUAAAAAGGCAAAGGAUGAAACUAAACAGAAAUUAAAGGAUCAAUCAAUUAAGGGUAUGCAAAGAAAAGGAAUUUAUCCUAAAACAGCUGAAGAAGAUACUGCAUAUAAUCAGGAGGAAGAUGAUGAUAUUCAAUAUUAUAAAGAUGAUGUAGGCAAAGAUCCCGAUAAAGACUUGUUUCCAUCUAAGACUGGAGUUAAAAGAAAGUAUGCCCCUUUACACUAUAAAAGUAAAAAGAUGAAAGUACAUGAGACGGACAACAAAUCUACAUAUAAAAAGUCGCAUACUAAUGAGAAGAAAAAAGAGUUUAAAACCACAUUUAGAGGAAAAAAUAAACUUAAUAAAGACAAAAUUAAUUCAAAGAAUAGGGACCAAAGACCUAUUGGAGGAAAUUUUGCAAAUAAAUCAAAAAGCAAAAAGAAUUUUAAAACUAAAAAUAGACGAUAAGUAAAAAAGAUUUAUUAAAAAUAAAAAAACAUUAAUUAUUGUUUGUUUUUUCAUAUUUUUCUCUAUUUUCUUGCCUAGUUUUAGCUUCUUUCAUUCUCCUAUCCUUCCUAGUUUCUUCUCUGGCAAUAUAAUACCUUUCUCUGAAGUCAGAUAUUUCUGAUUCAAAAAACUGUAAUUCUUCAGCAGUCGGCUCUCUAAUCUUUUCAAAUGUCAAUAAUCUCCUAGAAGUAACUUUUGACAAACCCUGUUCACAGUUGCCAGUUAGGGUAAAACAGGGAUGUGAGGGUAAGCAUUUUUCAUUAUAGUCCUCUCUAAAAUCAGUUCUUAAAUUAUAU